CGGCCGAAAAGGAGAGCACCAGCCGCCCGGAGUGAGUUUGUUGCCCAAAGCGAAGCGAGCUGAGCCUGCAGGUGGCGAGGCGUGCASAGGAGCGCAGAGGGCUUUGCCCCUUGUUGCGCGGAGCCCGCGAGGUUCCUACGCCCUGCGACAUGGGAYGCGCGUGGUUCCUGCUGCUGUGGGUGCUUUCCCAGCUUUCGGGAAAUUAUGAGGGCCACUCGCUGUACACUUCCAAGCUUCACUCAUUCUCAGUCCGGCAAAAGAAUUUCACCUUCCUCUGGCUCCAGACCUCGUCCUUUCCCAGCAACACCUCCACACGCGCGGAGGGCGUGGCGUGGCUGGGGGAGCUGCAGACGCACAGCUGGAGCAACGCCGCGGACACUAUUCGUUUUGUGAAGCCCUGGGCUCGCGGCACAUUCAGCAGCCAGCAGUGGGACAAAAUGCAGCACCUGUAUCUGGGCUUCCGAAGCAGUUUCACAAAAGACAUUCGGAAGUUCGCUCAAAUGCUGCGCUUCAAGUAUCCCAUGGAGCUGCAGCUGUCUGGUGGCUGUGAGGUGCACCCUGGGAACGUCUCAGAACACUUUAUCCUUGUAGCAUAUCAAGGAGAACAUAUCCUGAGUUUCCAGGGAACUGCUUGGGAGCCUGUCCCACAGGCCCCCCAGUGGGUUGAUUUGGUCAUCAAAGUGCUCAACCUUGACCAAGGGACAAGGAAAACAGUGCAGUGGCUCUUCAGUGACAUCUGUCCAGAAUAUGUCAAUGGCGUCCUAGAGACAGGGAAGUCAGAACUGGAGAAACAAGUGAAGCCCGAGGCCUGGCUGUCCAGUGGCCCCAGUCCUGGACCUGGCCAUCUGCUGCUGGUGUGCCACGUGUCUGGAUUCUACCCAAAGCCCGUGUGGGUGACGUGGAUGCGAGGGGAACAGGAGCAGCAGGGCACUCAGAGAGGUGACAUCCUGCCCAAUGGUGAUGACACGUGGUAUCUCAGAGCAACCCUGGAUGUGGCAGCUGGGGAGGCGGCUGGCCUGGCCUGCAGGGUGAAGCACAGCAGCCUAGGAGGGCAGGACCUCGUCCUCUACUGGGGUGGGAGCCACACCUCUGUGGGCUUGGUCAUCCUGGUGGUACUGGCUUGCCUGGUGCUAGUCUUUGUGCUCAUUCUAGGCUUCUAUUGGAUCAGGAGACACCGCUCCUAUGAAGACAUCUUGUGAGUCUUCUGGUCACCUGCCUGUCUGGAGCCCAAGACCUCAGGUCCCCAGAACCUGCUUAGGAAUGGAGGAUGAAUGGAGAGUUAAC
Molecule: messenger RNA, 1284 nt
Organism: Urocitellus parryii (Arctic ground squirrel)
Lineage: Eukaryota; Metazoa; Chordata; Mammalia; Rodentia; Sciuridae
Product: antigen-presenting glycoprotein CD1d-like
Biological process (GO): antigen processing and presentation, endogenous lipid antigen via MHC class Ib; positive regulation of T cell mediated cytotoxicity; immune response
Cellular component (GO): external side of plasma membrane
Molecular function (GO): endogenous lipid antigen binding; lipopeptide binding; exogenous lipid antigen binding
Source: RefSeq, a predicted model, not a curated record